Candidula unifasciata is the source of this 4489-nucleotide messenger RNA. The record is from the annotation of a GenBank genome assembly. NCBI's taxonomy places the organism in Eukaryota, Metazoa, Mollusca, Gastropoda, Stylommatophora, Geomitridae.
GGGCUUCAGUCUGUGCACAGAUGAGUUGUCUUAUCUAUUCAAACCAGUCUCAGUUCAAGCAAUGUGGUCAGCCAUACAAAGUCUUUAUAAAGCUCUUCGGAUUGCCGAGGACAUGAAUUACAUAGCUGAUGGUCUGACACACACCUGGGUCGGCUAUUACAAGUCUCGUAUUGAUAUCAGAGAUUUGUCUCGUGUCUGCCAGUGGAGUGUGGAAGGAGUUGAGAUUUUUGCUCCAUCAAGUCUUUCAGUCAAAGCAAACGAUUGUGAGAGGGAGAGGGUGAAGCUGACUAUCAGCAACACGCUGAAGGAGGUCAUGCUGGACUUUGACUUGGAUGAAGUAACCUCUCUUAUGUUGAGAAAAGCAGUUGAGCAGAAAAUGGGAAUGUCCCUGGCAGAAUACAAAAGCUACUUUGAUGAAGAAGUGAUGAGAAUUGUGGGACAGAUGGACAAACCAUCAGAAAUCCUAGAGUUCCUUUAUUUAGGAUCUGAGUGGAAUGCAUCUAAUCUGGAUGAACUUGUGGAGAAAGGGAUUGGCUAUAUCCUCAAUGUCACCAAGGAGAUUGACAACUUCUUUGAGGGCAAGUUCCAGUACUACAAUGUCCGGGUGUAUGAUGUUGAUGAAUCCGACUUGCUGAAACAUUGGGACAAAACCUACAAGUUUAUCUCCAAGGCCAGAAGUCACAACUCCAAGGUUUUAGUUCAUUGCAAGAUGGGAGUCAGUCGCUCGGCUUCAACGGUAAUGGCAUUUAUAAUGAAAGACCAGAGGUUGACUGUCAAUGAGGCAUUUCAGUUUGUGAAAGAUCGGCGUGGCUGUGUGCACCCAAACUCGGGUUUCAUGGAACAGUUGCGCACAUAUGAGGGCAUCCUGUCAGCCAGCAAUAAGCGAGACAUAUUUCGCUGCAAAUCAAAGCAGAACCUCACAGAUGAUGGCAGCAGAGAUGAAGCAGAACCGUCACAGGGAGACUUUUUAGGAGACAGUCUCUUCCGAAUGAUGUCACAUCCUGACUGGCAGUCAGCUUCAGGCAAUCUGGAGGCAGCAGAGUCGCGCAGUGCAGAUUCCACAGAGGAAUCCACUUCAGACCUUUUGACUUCAGCCGCAGAGUCUGCUGCCUUGUCAUGCUUAUCUCCUGCCCCAGCCAUGGCAAAGACAGCACCAAUGUCUAUUGUUAGACCAUCUGUAGCAGCCGCAGACAAAGAAAUGUCUCAGGAACGGGGAGCCAGCUCAGAAGCUGAGUCUCUUACAGCCUUGUCAUCUUCAGAAGGCAGCAUUUCCCUUCAGCUGCGCUCGUCGUCAAGUGCCCUGGCAUCAAGGAUCAAACCAGACUGUUCCUGGAUCAAGUUUGACCUAGUGCAGGCAGAACAAUGUGAUACUUGCGGCGAGACUUUGCCGUUUGUGGAUGCCUUGUCUUGUGAUGAUCUCUCUAGCAGCACCCCACCUUCACACCUGUGUGCCUCAUGUAUCGCUAAACUUUCUGAAGCAGCGUCACAAUUGGCAGAGACCCACUUUCUGCCAGGAACCUCUGGGGAAUCAAAGGCAGCUCCUGCUACAACAUCACUGCCUUAUUUGCCAUUCUCCAGCUCGCAUCUGGUCAGUCUUUCACCUGAGAAAACCACACCUGCUGCACACUCAUCAGACGUUCAUUUCUACAUCGGAAACAUUCACAGUCUGCUGGAUAUGAAGCAUACGACCGGUACGGACAUGAAAAAGCCAGGGACAGUAAACAGUAACAUUGACUUAAGCUCCAAGAAACAUUCACACGUGACACUGCCUAGUGACAGUGUAACUUCACUAGAUAAUCACAUCACUGCAGUGAAACUAUCACAACUAGAGGAGAGUGCAUCUCACACUGUUGCUAAUAAGCAUCUAGAAGAAUCAGCAGAGAUAUCCAGGCAAACACUGGACUCCAGUUCCAAGACUGAAGAAACAGAAGCUGCACUCCAGGGCCUUGAACUGGGAGUCAGGCAGUACUUCAUUCCAGAGAAGAUACCCUGGAAACCAGGAAAGGUGAGAAAGAUGCAGGAAGACAUCAACAAGACAGGACAGAUUUCACAAGACCAGGACAUUGAGCAAGAGGAAAAAGGAAAAACCUUCAAAGAUGUUCCUGAAAUGAAAGAGACACAUGAUGACUGCAGUCUGCUAGAGCAUACAUCAGAGCCCCGGCCCGCCACAUCUCUGUGCCAGUCUCUAAGUUGUGUGGAACUGAGCGGCUCGCAGGAGUGUGACCAGGCCCAGUUGUCUGUGUACCAGAGAGAAGAGAUUCCACUGAUACCUGGCACAGUCUCACGCUUACGAACUUGGCUAGAGGUGGAGGAGAGACAAGGGCUGUGUGGGGAAGGUGACCAGGAAGUGGCUCAGACUCCAUGUUUAGUCGAUCGCUCGUUCAGCCUCAAACUACAGAGAGGCCUGCCCCACUGCAGAUACACAGAUAACCGGCGGUUUACAACCGGGCAUAUCAUAUAUCCAGAUAAGUGCCUGCUUGACCUUCAGUCACCUGAUGAUGACCUGGCAAACUCAAGGCCUACAGUGCCGGAGUCAUCUGGUCACAUUGAAGAUACUAGUGAAGACAUUGACAUCUCAUCCAGUAACUUUUCCUUGGCAGGCAUAGUCUCAUCCGGGAACUUUUCCUUGGCAGGCAUAGUCUCCUCUCCAGUUAUUUUCCCCCUUUUGGAGCACAGAUGUGAGACAGACAUUGUCCAGCCUAAAGCAGUCAUCAAGUCAGCCAGCUCUAGCUCAGUCAGGUCUGCUGGAGCAUCAUUCUCACUCAUGCCAUCAUCAUCACCCUCAAGUGUGCUAACUUCUUGUGCAACUGUGGGCAAGGAAAAUGCUGAAAACAGACAUUCAGACUCUCAGCCAUCUUGUACUAGCGGAGCCAGGGACAGUUUUGAUUCAGACAGUUUGGUUCAAGAAAUGGCCUCCUCAUUGCUAGUUAGCUCAAGCCCCUCUCAGUUUGAUGAUUCAGACAUGCAGUCAUGUGCAAACAUGGUGAAAUAUUUUGUCAGGAAAAUUGAAAAGCAGGGAGUAGAUUCCCCUCAGAUAGAAAACCAGGGAGUAGAUUCCCCUCAGAUAGAAAACCAGGGAGUAGAUUCCCCUCAGAUAGAAAUGCAGGUAGUAGCUUCUGCUGAGAAUGAAGCUGAGAAGAUUGUCUCUCCCAUGAAAGAUGAAGCUGAGAAGAUUGUCUCUCCCAUGAAAGAUGAAGCUGAGAAGAUUGUCUCUCCCAUGAAAGAUGAAGCUUUUCAAGUGAAGUUUUUGUCAGAAACAGAGACAGCCAGCUGCAACAGAGCACUUCUUGUCUCUUUGAAUGCUGCUGUCCUUGCCAAAAGCAGGAAGCCGUCAGAGGUUACAGGGUCAACAUCUGCUGAUGUAGCUAAUUUGCUGACACAUGUCCAGUCAGAAGUCAGUGUGCAGUUGAAACAGUCUCAGGAGAACAUUGUAAAAACCAGUGACCCAAGCGGAAGUGGAUCUUCUAGACAGAACUUGUUCUUGAAGUUAGACAGCUCAGCAUGUCUUCCACAACAGGUAUCAAGUCCGAUGCUUGAAGAUGUUGGGAAGAUCUCGUUGUCUUCACCUGUGAAUGAAAGUCAGGAACAGAUCUCAGUCAAGCCUGAGAUGAGGCAGCCAGACUCCUCAACCAGUCCACGCUCACCAGGCCACAGUCUUGUACAGGAAUCUUUAGAGCUGUCUGUGGUGAGGCAUCUUGUAGGCCGCUUCGAAAACAGGAGUCCAGAACCGGACAGGGUUUCAUCAGACACCAGCCAUGACCUGAUCUUGAAACCUAAAGAUUGUAAAAACAUUUCUGUAUCUUCCCAGUCGGCUUCAUCGAGAUCUCAUAGGGAGCAAAAUCUCAUACAUUCUUAUCUGGAGGACACAGCAAGACAAUCCGUAGUUUCAUCGUUUCUCUCAUCCUACAGAUCCGUGGACAGUUGUCCAGCACUUCAACUCUCAUCUUCUGCUGCAAGUACUGAUCUCUUGGCUACUUCACCACCAUCUAGACUUUUGGCAUCACCUCGGCUGCCUCUUCACAAGAAACACAUGUCCCUGGACAGUGCCUCCUGCUCAGCAGACGUGGUCAUGACAAACGCUCUCACUUGUGACAUCCCUGUGGAACUUCAUGAGCUGUCUACAGGCUCCAGCAAUGUCAAGGACAUGUCUGCAGACUUUUCAUCAAAACGGCUGGGCCCAAUUCCCUUCAACCGUAGAAGUUUGGAGAGCACAGAGAGAAAAACUUGGAGAUCCGUUCGACCCACUUCCGUGGAGCUGUUUCCGCACUCUGCGUCUGACCUGGGGCAUGCAUCUGUCUCCUCUGACACGCUUCAGCGGUCAAAGCAGAGAAGCAGCUACAGCAGUUUCCCUGCUGGGGAUGAUGAUGUUUCUCUGCGACAGGUCUCUGACCAGGGACGAAAAAUCCGAAGACUUCAAGGCAAAUCACAUCCCCUGACAAAAUUAUCUGAGCCUAGUUUUGGAAAAGGCCCUUUUUACAGCUCUAUGUGA